Molecule: messenger RNA, 9255 nt
Organism: Phascolarctos cinereus (koala)
Lineage: Eukaryota; Metazoa; Chordata; Mammalia; Diprotodontia; Phascolarctidae
Source: RefSeq, a predicted model, not a curated record
CUCCUAUCGUAGCCUCAGCGCGGGCGGGCAGGCGGGCACCGGGGCUAGAAGCCGCCUCCAGCCUAGACCGAGGGUAGCCGUGGGUGGGAAACCGCGAGCCAGAGAGGGGAGGGAGAAGGGGGGGAGGGGUGCGUUUGUUUGCCGGGCCGUGCCCUUUGCACUGAUGCUCGCCUGGAAAUCAGCGGGAUUUGAAUUUUCAUUAUUCCCUCUAUUAACGGGGUCUGUUCAUUUAUUUAUUUAUUUGAAGAGGUGGUGAGGUCGUGGGGCAUUGCCAGGGCUGCAGGUUUCUCUAGGCUUGCACGAGCGGUUGCCCUGCCCCCGCACCACCCAGGCUCCCGCGCCCCAGGGGAAGGGCUGUGAGUGAAGGUUGGGUGGGUCAGGCCGCGGCCCGAAGGCAUCCCUAGGGUGGUCUGAGGCCUUGGGGCGCUUGCCACGCCGGGUAGCCGCACGCCACCGAGCACGGGAUUGGGAGGCAGAGCUGGCGUCCCCGGGCCGCGGUGGGGUGGGCGGGGGCGCGUGACGCGCUCGCGCGCGGGCACAUUGGAUGCGUCUCUCCCAGGACUCCCUGCCCACCCUCCCCUCCUCUUUAAAGAGCGGCAGAGCAGGGUCGUUAGCUUGCAACACCCCCGUGGGGCAUUGUGUGUGUUUGUGUGCCUACGUGGGCAGGGGGGGCGGAAAGGGCAGUGAGCCCGGGGCCGGCCUCGGAAGUUUGUAGCCUUGCUCAGAGCAACCUAGCUCCUCCCGAGGCUGUUGCAGUCAGCUGGAGUUAGGAGGCUUUGGGGAGUAUUGUGUAUGCGUGUGGGGGCGUCAGGGAGAUUGGGAGGGAGGCUACAAUGGGCACCACCAGGCACAGCUGGCACUUGUAGAGCCGGGCCGUAUCCUGAGCCAGGCAGGCUCGCUUAUUUGGCUGCAGCUCCGUUUACACCCCUCAAAGCCAUCACCCAGGAGAAAGGCGUAGUAUGCUGGACCUAGGGGCCUCAGAGCCUUGAGGUGCAUUCGGACAGAGUGCCUUUGUGACUUAAGUGUCUGAGGAGAUUUGGUUGGCAUAUUUUUGGUGAGAGGCUUAGGGGCUUUCCUACCAUUUCAAUGGCCAACACACGGAGUAUUGAGCUGGAACAUUUUGAGGAGAGGGACAAAAGGCAGCGGCCAGGCUCCAGGAGAGGGGGGCCCAGCUCCUCAGGGGGCAGCAGCAGCUCAGGCCCCAAGGGGAAUGGGCUCAUCCCGAGCCCUGCACACAGUGCCCACUGCAGUUUCUACCGCACCCGGACCCUGCAGGCCCUCAGCUCCGAAAAGAAAGCCAAGAAGGCCCGAUUCUACCGGAAUGGGGACAGGUACUUCAAGGGCUUGGUGUAUGCCAUCUCCAGCGAUCGCUUUAGGUCCUUCGAUGCCCUCCUCAUGGAGCUCACCCGCUCCCUAUCAGACAAUGUGAACCUGCCUCAGGGAGUCCGAACCAUUUACACCAUUGAUGGCAGCCGGAAACUCACCAGUCUGGAGGAGCUGGUUGAAGGUGAAAGUUAUGUAUGUGCAUCUAAUGAACCAUUUCGCAAAGUUGAUUACACCAAGAAUGUUAAUCCAAACUGGUCAGUGAACAUCAAGGCUGGGUCAGCUCGGCCAGUGACGCCAUUAGCUUCUACAAAGAGUGAUGUGAAGGAAAGCAAAGAUUUCAUCAAGCCCAAAUUGGUGACCGUGAUUCGGAGUGGAGUGAAGCCCCGAAAAGCUGUGAGGAUCCUGCUGAAUAAAAAGACAGCCCAUUCAUUUGAGCAAGUCUUAACUGAUAUCACAGAAGCAAUUAAACUAGAUUCAGGUGUUGUCAAGAGGCUCUGUACCCUUGAUGGGAAGCAGGUUACUUGCCUACAAGACUUUUUUGGUGAUGAUGAUGUUUUUAUUGCCUGUGGACCUGAAAAAUUCCGUUAUGCCCAAGAUGACUUUGUCCUGGAUCACAGUGAGUGCCGUGUCUUGAAGUCAUCAUAUUCUCGUUCCCAUGGUACAACUAAGCAGUCUGGAUCCAAAAGUCCUGGGCUUUCACGUCGCAGCAAAUCACCUGCCUCAGUAAAGAGGGGUGGCCUCUACUCCACUGCUCAUUCUACACUAAACCCCCCAGUUAAUGGAACUCCCAGCAGUCAGCUUUCCACUCCCAAAUCAACAAAAUCCUCCAGUUCUUCUCCAACCAGUCCAGGAAGCUUCAGAGGACUCAAGAUCCCACCACACUGCGGGUCUGCUUCCAACGUGAAUGGCGGACCUGAACUGUACCGCUGCCUGAGCCCUGAAGGUGUGAAUGGAAACAGGUGCUUUGAGUCAUCAACUCUUCUUGACAAAUACAGAAUUGGGAAGGUCAUUGGUGAUGGUAAUUUUGCUGUGGUGAAGGAAUGCACAGAGAGGUCUACUGGAAAGGAGUUUGCCCUAAAAAUAAUAGAUAAAACCAAGUGCUGUGGAAAGGAACACCUGAUUGAGAAUGAAGUGUCAAUACUGCGCAGAGUUAAACAUCCAAAUAUAAUCAUGCUGAUUGAGGAAAUGGAUACCGCUACUGAGCUUUUUCUGGUGAUGGAAUUAGUCAAGGGUGGCGAUCUCUUUGAUGCGAUUACUUCCUCAACUAAGUACACAGAGCGAGAUGGGAGUGCAAUGGUGUACAACCUAGCGAGUGCCCUGAAGUAUCUUCAUGGUCUCAACAUAGUGCAUAGAGACAUCAAGCCCGAGAACCUUUUGGUGUGUGAAUAUCCGGAUGGAACCAAAUCUUUGAAACUGGGAGAUUUUGGGCUGGCCACUGUGGUUGAAGGACCUUUAUAUACUGUCUGUGGCACACCCACUUAUGUGGCUCCAGAAAUAAUUGCUGAGACUGGCUAUGGCCUGAAGGUGGACAUCUGGGCAGCAGGUGUGAUCACAUACAUCCUCCUCUGUGGAUUCCCACCAUUCCGCAGUGAGAAUAACCUUCAGGAAGACCUCUUUGAUCAGAUCCUUGCUGGAAAGUUGGAGUUUCCGGCCCCCUACUGGGAUAACAUCACUGACUCAGCAAAGGAAUUAAUCACCCAAAUGCUGCAAGUCAAUGUGGAAGCUCGAUGUACAGCAGGACAGAUCCUAAGUCAUCCCUGGGUAUCAGAUGAUGCCCCCCAGGAGAAUAAUAUGCAAGCUGAGGUCACAGGUAAACUGAAACAGCAUUUUAACAAUGCCCUUCCCAAACAGAACAGCACGAACACCGGCGUCUCCGUCAUCAUGAACACGGCUCUAGAUAAAGAGGGUCAGAUUUUCGGCAGUACACACUGUCAAGAUGCCAGCAGAGCUGGGAUGGAACGAACCUCUCCCAUUCCUUCUCCUGCCAAGGAGCCUCCCAUGCCUGAGUCUGCAGACCUCCAUCCCUUUGCUUCUCUGGAGACACCUACCUCCCCGAGCCCUCCUGCAGCAGCCAGCUGUGAACACACUGGGUCCUGGCGGCGCCUUCGUGACUGACACUCGGCCAGACCAGCUGCAGUACAUGGGGACGUCAGGAAGCCCAAUCUCUCCCAACUGCUUCCCUCUCCCUGUUGUGGCCUGUUUUUAAGUUUGUCACCAUGGGGAGUCAGGGGCCUAUUACUGGGGAGUGCUAUGGCUUGUGAGAAACUUUGGCGCUCUGGCAUCUGCCUUGAGCAUGCUGUGGGAUGGACUUUGGACAAACACAUUUGGAGCUCUUUUUUUAAACAUCAAAUUUUCUGUUGAAUGGGCACUUCAAUCCUCUCCCCUUACCGCUUACCAUCAGCAGAACUUGGAACUUUUUCAAGCACUAACUAACUGCAUUUUUGAAAUAGAAACCCUUUGGAUGGACUAGGCUACUUUCCUUUCUUUGAACAUAGAGAACUCUGCUAGGCAGAAGAACUUUUCUCUCAAAGAGGCAAACUCUUUUCAUUUGCCCGUUAGCUCAUUGGCACAGGCCAGUGUCCUGUCAGAGACACAUCAGUGUAGAGAGACUCGUACAGGGCAGGAAAGAUAAGCACCCAAGAGAGGGAGGAGAAAUUCAGUCUUUGGACCCAGCCCUCCAAACACUAGACUUAGAGAAGAGACGGCAAUGACAAAGAACACCAAUUCAUUUCAUUGCUCAUGGAAACACUGGGUAUUUUUUGUGUUCAAAGAUUGGGGGAAAUGGUGUUUCUUUCCUAUACGUUCUAAAGCUUUCCUUUUGUUCUCUUCAAAAGUCCUAUCUCCCAGGCGCUAUUAGGAAAUGGCAAUUCAAUAUUACUUUGGUCCUUUUGAAUGGCAGGCUUGCCUGCCUCAUGCCAGAUGAGCUGGAUUUCGGGUUGUUUGCCCUUCUACAGAAGGUAGACAAAGAGAAGAUGAGUUCUGUGGCUUGAAGUGGCCACAGAUGUUUUCUUCCAUCAUCCUGCUUCUUGCGCCCAGUAGGUGCUGGCAAAAGGACCACUGAGAUGAGGUACCUUGAACAUCCCUUGGAGGAAGGUGUUCUGAAGGCUUCACACCGUGGAUAGGGUGGGAAAGGAGGAAUUUCCUUCCUUGCUCCUAUUUUGCUCAUCUCAGUAAUGUAUCUCAUCCACUGAUUUGGUCUGCCUGCUCAUCUUUUUACAAGCAAGGCCCGUCUGAUUCAUUCUGGUGUGAUAUUAAGAGUUUGCAGUGUUAACAUGCCUACAAUAAACUAUUUCUUGAUGUAAAACAAUCACUGGUUGGAGGUAGGGAAGAGCCAAAGUAACUUCAUUAUUCUGAGGACUCUUGGACCCAUUACUUUGUUUCUAUCAACGUCUGCUUUGAGCCAAGUUUUAGCAGAAGCCAGCAUCCUUUUGGGCUAGGUCCUGGACUGAGAAGGGUUUGUAGCUUGAGAAGUCAUGUGGGGAUGUCUCCAUUUCUUAGGGACAGCUAAUGGAAGGAAAGGAGAAGGCAUUUUUAGAACUUUAUCCAUGGGCCUUUCAAAGAAAUCACAGACAGAAAAAAAGUAGAAAAUAAAUAGUAAUAGAGUGAGGACCACUCAUCAAAGCCUAUGACCCAGAUAGAUUUAGAGGAGAUGGUAUGUGUGGUUGAAAGAUUACAAAGUUUCACUUAGAAGUGACUAAGUUUAGAGGGGAUAUGUACUAUAUUGAAAACCCAAAUAUGAGCCUAACAUGUUAUGUUAUCCACACCGUUCUUGGCUGGAUGCAAACAAAGAUAGGUUGUCUUACCUAGUAACAGGUAGCCUCAGCUAAUCUGGUACCUUGGGGCACAAGUUUGAUACCGACUUGCUUUACGUCAUUUGCACCAUUUUUUUUUUCCAUUUCUCUAAAAGGAAGAUAAAACGUUUUUGCUCUGUGCUAAAGGCUAGUUAGUGAUGCAGAUAGAGAGGCGCUUUGUAGGGAAAGGUGAGAAACAAUGACCCAAAACCAGCUUUGGGUUUGACAUGUUUGCAAAACUGACCCUUCUUCUUGGAAAUGGAAUGGGGGAUGCCAUGGGCAUUCUGAUUUGAGCAUGGCAUUUGACCAAAUUUUUCAUGACAUCCUUUUGAUUGAUGGGACAAAGUAUGGCUUGGAUCACAGUACUGAUAAGCAGAUCCCUGUGAAUGAUUUGGUGCCACCCUGGCAGAGCCCAUGGGACUUUGUCCUUGCACUUGACCUCCUAGUUGCCAAUGACUUAUAUGAAAACAUACAAAGCCUGCUGAUUAAAUUUGUAGGUAAUAGGAAGCUGGGUUGGAUAGCAAAUGAGUGGUUCAUAUAGAGAGCUGGAAGGGGCUUCACAGGCCAUCUAGUUCAGCCCCUUCAUUUUACAGAUGAGGAAACCAAGGUCCAUGGAAAUUAAGUGAUUUGCGAAAGGUCACAUGGAUAGGAAGUAUCAGAAACUGGAUUCUGAAGAUGACAGUCAAGCUCCAGAAUAAUCUUGAUAGGCCGGAACGAUGGGCCCCAGACGAACAAGGUAAAAUAUCAUGGGGGCGGGAGGCUAGUAUAAUAUCUUACAUUUAGUUUUUUGAAAAUCAAGUGUACAAAUACAGAAUGAGAAGGAUCUAGACUGGCUAACAGUUUGUGUCAGAAAUCAAGCAGCUGUAACAUAUAAUUUAAAAAAAACCAGUUUAAUCUUUGGUUCUAUUGACAGGAGUAUAGUUGUAUAUCAUUCUAUUGUCCUCCAUGCCUGGAGUGCCUGAGCUUUGUUCUGGGCACCACAUUUUAAUAGGGAACAUUUAUGAGCCGUAGGAGGACAACCAGGGUGGUUGGCUCACUUAAAAGCAAGCCACUCAAAAAAUGGUUGGAGGACCUGGGGAUCAAAGAGAAGUGCUGUUAAGAGGAAGAUGUGGUAUAUUCAGUUUUUUGAAGUAAUGUAAUAUUGAAAAAUAUUGAAAAAAUUGAAUUGAAAAAUUGGAAAAAAAAUAUUGAAAAAAAAAUUAGACUGUUGGGUGUGGUUCCAGAGAGUAGAGGCAGAUAAGCACAUAGCGUCAAGGAGGCAGAUCUUGGUCCAGUACAAGGAAGAAUUCUUACUCCUGCUCAUUAGAAUUAUACAGAAAUAGAACAGUCCACCUUGGGAUGUAGUGAGCUUCCUACCAAUGGAGGUCCUAGACAGAAGAGGCUGGUUGGUUGACCAUUUGUCAGAGAUGUUCCAGAGGGCUUACUGGAGGGGUGGGAGGUUGGACUUAAAUGACCUUUCAAGUCCCUUCCAACUCUUGAGAUUCCAAGACUUUCAGAUCAUUGAACAAGCAUCUAUUAAAUACCCUCCAGUUUGUAAUCUUGCAGGUGUCAAAGAUGUGGCCUUUUUAUUCUGUGGUUAUUCUAACAUGUCCUGGUAUGAUUCACGUGAGUUACUGUUUCAUUAGUGUGUUAGAAGAGUCUGCCAUGGCAAAGCUCUUUAGUGAGUAAGCCUUCAUAGCUCACACCCUUGUGGUAUCUUGUGGCUAAAAGGAAAAGAAAACUUAAGGGUGAUAACUGGCUAAUGAAGGGCUUUAAUUAGUGAUGAAUUUCCCCUUGGAUGAAAAGCAAACUUAGGAUAAACAGUAGGGACAAAGUAGUUUUCCCAUAAUGGGUCUGGUUUCUCUGUUUUAAGUUUAAGGACUGAACAGCUGUUAAUGGGGAAGGAAACGAAACGGAAUCAGAAGCCACAAGGCAGCCAUUUUCCCCUGAUCUGCAUCUGAGGGAUGACAGACUAUUGUGACAAUUUGUUUUCUUUAAAGAAUAAAUAUACCACUGCAAAUCUGAUUUCUCAUUUUGUAGUCCCAGGCCACAGUGACUUGACAACAUUUGCAGGUGUUGUCCUCUCCUAAUUCUGGGGGUAAUCUGUCCCCUCCUAGUGCAAACCACACCCUUCUUUCUCCUCUGUGGGACAGAAGAAACAAACACAACCUUUGUUCUUCCAGACUUGGCCUGAGGGUUUUUUGUGCACUUCCCUUGAAUCUCAGUGAGGCUGGGAGCUAACCCAAGGUGUCACUAAUAGUUCUGAUCAUGAUGUCAGACAGUUAGGAAAUCUGCCAUAUAAUCAGUUUCAAUCUUGCUACAAGGAAAAUUCAAAUGCUGAUUUUUUUUUUCUAGUGAACCAAUAAGAAAUAGGAAAGCAGGAAUGUUUUUUCUCUUGUUCAAGGUACAUUUUCCCUUCUGGGGUAUUUAUAUUUGAUACUUCCCAAACUAAUUUCUUCCCCUGCACCUAUCACCCAUGAAGCACAUACAACAUGAAAUGGAAUAAAUGCUAUAAAAUGAGGAUCUUUGUAAUCAAGUGAUAAACAUGAGGAUGCUAAGGCCAUUAUUUGAAGGAGAGGAAGUGUUGUAUAGACAUGGUGUGUGGUUUUUAAUGUAUUUAAAUAGGGUUAGUAUAAGGAUAUGCACAUAUCCAUCUUUUGGUGUGUUUGAUGUCUGUUAAGUACAGGUGUUGUUUGGUAAACUGCACAUAGAAUUGGGGUUCUUCAUCUUAUUGUGGGGAUCAUGGACUCCUUUGGCAGUGUGGUGACACCUGUGGGUCCUUUUUUAGAAUAAUGUUUCCAAGUGCAUAAAAUAAAACAUGUAGGAUUACAAAGGAAACAAAUUAUAUUGAAAUAUUUUUUUUUCUCAUCGAAGUUCAUGGACCAUUUCUGAAAUCAAUCCAUGGUGCCCAGGUUAAAAACUCCUAACAGAGGCUAUCCACUGAUGUUGCUACUACCCCACCCCACUGGGAAAUCAUUAAAUUAAUACAUCUACUAUGUGCGUAUAAAUACACACACACACCUCUCUGUGAAGUAAGGAGGAGUGUCCUGGGUGCAUACUGGAAGAAUUACAGUUUCUGAAUUUGUAAAGAGUCUGGACUAAUCCUGAAGGACUGACCUCAUGAUUAAAAUGCCACAGAUUAUACAGAGUACUUUAGACAAGAACAGCAAGAAGCCUUUGACUGAAUUAAAAAUUACAUUAGAAGAAUCUAUGCCAAAGAUAAAGCACAGUGGCAAAAAUACUGGGGAAACCAUGCAGCUUGGUAAAAAGAUGAUUGCUAAGGAAAAGGAGCAGCAUGGCCCAAACAGUCCACUUUCCUAGGGGAAGUAUAGUAUAGCAUUGAGAAGAAAUGCAGUUGGGCUGAAUGGUUCAUCAGGGCAGACUCCAAAACCACAGACUGAUAAAUCAGUUUUUAAAAUCUUGCUUGUGAUACUUGUCCUGCACAAUUCCUAUGCUUUCUAGAAAUGAUUAACAAAAAAGGAUUGUGGAAAGUGCCAACCAAAAUCAAAAGAAAUCACAGCGAGAACUCCCGGCUAGGAAGAGAAUUAGCGGAGGUACUUCUGGAACAGCUUCAAUGGACCUAUAAAUGGGGUGGAGGGCAGUGCUAAUUAUUAAUGAGAACAAAAGAGAAUGGUGAUUUAAAAGGAUAAAGGGUCAUUCAACAAAUCCUUUAUCUCUGCUAAACAUAGCAAAAGUAUCCCUUUGAAAAACCUCUACUCUGAUUUCAUAUUUCUCUGGAUAGGAACUACUUUGAUUACAUAAUUAUAUGACUGUUAAUGAAGUAGACAGUGGUGAUUCAUCCCAUCUUCCAUCUGUAUUCACUAGCAUUCUAUUUUAUUAGAAAAUCCAAAGUUGAAUUGUUUGUUGGGAAGGGCAAGGAGUGGAAGAGAGUUCAAAUUCAGCCUGUUAUUCCAUGUGGGCUUAUUGUAAAUAUUGCUUAUGUGAAUGAGUAUUAUUUGGGAUCAUAAUACACAUGGUGUGUGAUCACCUGGGCCCUGAGCUUACAAGACAAGCUUACGAGAUGGAAAUAUCAUCCCUUGCUUAUUUAUUGUGCCCUGGAGUUGCAUUCUGCAUAGGAGCUGGCCUGGGUGAAAGCUAUUGACUCUCCUAUAGACAUGUCUGGUAUUUUUAAUAAAUAGGUUAAUCCUUAGCAUUCUCA